Sceloporus undulatus (fence lizard) is the source of this 3123-nucleotide messenger RNA. It is a transcript of the gene IVNS1ABP, whose product is annotated as influenza virus NS1A binding protein. Gene Ontology annotation, molecular function: protein binding. The record is from RefSeq and is a predicted model, not a curated record. Bases 275 to 2200 code for a protein of 641 amino acids. Lineage: Eukaryota; Metazoa; Chordata; Lepidosauria; Squamata; Phrynosomatidae. The transcript has 14 exons.
AAUAUUUUUCAAUUACAGAGUAUGAUGCAUGACUAUCACAGAAGAAAUUCAUGUCUAUAGCUUUUAAGGACUUGAUUACAUCAUUUUGAAGCCUGGUAGUUUUGGAGUCACCAGUUGAGAAGACACAGCUGGCUGCUUUUUUUCAAGCUGCUGUUCAGCUAAGAAGGAAUAGAAAUUGACGUGCUCUAUAUUAUCACACAGCAGGACUUCCGAAUAUUUAAGAUCUCUUGGUUAAAAAUUGCAGCACAAGCUUAUUUGCCACAGAAACAGCAAAAUGAUCCCUAAUGGCUAUUUGAUGUUUGAAGAUGAAAACUUUAUUGAGUCAUCUGUUGCCAAGCUAAAUGCUUUGCGCAAAAGUGGCCAAUUUUGUGAUGUUAGACUCCAGGUAUGUGGACAUGAGAUGCUGGCACACAGAGCGGUACUAGCUUGCUGCAGUCCUUACCUGUUCGAAAUCUUCAACAGUGAUAGUGAUUCUCAUGGAGUUUCCCAUGUAAAGUUUGAUGAUCUUAAUCCAGAAGCUGUUGAGGUCUUGUUAAAUUAUGCCUACACUGCUCAAUUGAAGGCUGAUAAAGAUUUGGUCAAAGAUGUAUAUUCAGCAGCAAAGAAGUUGAAGAUGGAGAGAGUCAAACAGGUUUGUGGAGAUUAUUUACUCUCUAAAAUGAGCGUUGAAAGCUGCAUCUCCUAUCGGAAUUUUGCAAACAACAUGGGUGAUUCACGUUUAUUGAACCAGAUUGAUGGUUACCUUCAGGAGCAUUUGUUAGAGAUUUCUGACCAGGAGGAAUUUCUCAAACUGCCACGUUUAAAGCUGGAAGUCAUGCUUGAAGAAAAUGUUAGCUUGCCCAGCAAUGGCAAACUAUACACAAAGGUAAUCAACUGGGUUCAGCGCAGCAUCUGGGAGAAUGGAGAAAGUCUUGAAGAACUGAUGGAAGAGGUUCAAACACUGUACUACUCAGCUGAUCACAAGCUCCUUGAUGGAAAUCUGCUAGAUGGACAGGCUGAGGUGUAUGGCAGUGAUGAUGACCACAUUCAGUUUGUGCAGAAAAAGCCACCCCGUGAGAAUGAUCUCAAGCAGUUAAGUAGCAGUUCUUCUGGAAGUCUUUCUCCAAAUGCAGCAGUGCUGACUCCUAAACACGAGUGGAAAAUUGUUGCUUCAGAGAAGACCUCAAAUAACACCUAUCUGUGUCUCGCUGUUCUGGAUGGCGUUUUUUGUGUGAUUUUCCUUCAUGGGCGUAACAGUCCCCAAAGUUCUCCAAUUAGUACUCCACGAUUGAUGAAAAGUUUGAGUUUUGAGAUUCAGCCAGAUGACCUCAUAGAGAAGGCCAUGUCACCUAUGCAAUAUGCUCGGUCUGGAUUGGGAACAGCAGAACUUAACAGCAAACUAAUCGCUGCAGGUGGCUACAACAGAGAAGAAUGUUUGCGCACUGUGGAAUGCUAUGAUCCUCGAAAAGAUUGCUGGACUUUUAUUGCACCAAUGAGAACACCAAGAGCUCGGUUCCAGAUGGCAGUUCUGAUGGGGCAGCUUUAUGUUGUUGGUGGGUCAAAUGGCCACUCAGAUGACUUGAGCUGUGGGGAAAUGUAUGAUCCAGAGAUAGAUGAUUGGACUCCUGUCCCAGAACUGAGGACUAACCGUUGCAAUGCAGGAGUGUGUGCUCUGAAUGGAAAGCUAUACAUCGUUGGUGGCUCAGAUCCUUAUGGCCAGAAAGGAUUAAAAAACUGUGAUGUCUUUGAUCCUGUAACAAAAUCUUGGACAAACAGUGCUUCACUUAACAUUCGUAGACAUCAAUCUGCUGUCUGUGAGCUUGAUGGGUAUUUAUAUAUUAUUGGAGGAGCUGAGUCUUGGAACUGCCUUAAUAGUGUGGAGCGUUACAAUCCAGAAAAUAAUACUUGGACACUAAUUGCACCUAUGAAUGUGGCUAGGCGUGGAGCUGGUGUGGCUGUACUUGAUGGAAAGCUCUUUGUCGGUGGUGGUUUCGAUGGUUCACAUGCAGUUAGCUGUGUGGAGAUGUAUGACCCUUCUAAAAAUGAAUGGAAGAUGAUGGGCAGCAUGACCACUCCAAGAAGCAAUGCUGGGUUUGCAACAGUGGCCAAUACCAUCUAUGCUGUAGGAGGAUUUGAUGGCAACGAAUUUCUGAACACAGUUGAAGUCUACAGUCCAGAGUCAAAUGAAUGGAGCCCCUACACAAAGAUACACAAGUUCUGACUCAACACGUCUCCUUAAAACUAACAGGCUUGAUGAUGUAAUUGUUUUAGUAGAGGUACACAUGUGAUGGUGGGGGGAGGUUAAAAGUUGCCAUCAGCAACACAAAGCUUUUGCAUAUUGCAUACUAUUACUAUGCUGUACAUAUUUUUAUUUGGAAUACAUGAAGGGUGUCCUUGGUAUUAGAAUUUGUUACUUGGACUCUGGAGUUUGGUUGCCCCUAAAAGAAUAUGAGUGAUAGCUGAUAUCAUUUCAAGAGCUUCCUCCAGUGUUUGUUUUGCUGAUUUGCACACACAAAUGCUUCUUCUUUAGUAUUUGUCACUGGUGCAGGAAAGGAUAGUGAUCUUCAAUGUCAGCAACUGCUUUUUAGGCCUUGUGUGCAUUUUUUAAAAAAAUCUUUAGUAACUGGAACAAUCUAAAAAAGCCUUAUUUAAAUAAAUGGCUGUAUUAUAUAAAAAAGCUGAUACACCUACCAAUUUGACUGCCUUUUAUAACUUUUUAUAUAUAUGUAACUAUAGUCAGUUGUUAUAUCCUGACAAUAUGUGUUAAAGCAAAUAGACAAUCUCAAAAGUGCAUAGACUGGAGUAAAACGUGUCAUUUUCUACCAUAAGCUUUUAUGUUUUCCCCUGCUAUAAUGUUACACGAACUCUUAAUACACAAUAUUGAUUUUCAUGGCAUUGGAGUGGAGUUUCUGAACAUGGUUGUAAUGUGAGUGAGGAAAAGCCAGGCUCUGAAAUUCAGCUAAUGUAGAGGGCGCUUUUCUGUGUGGUUCAAGGUUAAGCAGUUGUAACAAAUAUGCAAUGCUGCAAAAUUUCUGUGGUGUGUAAGCAAGAUUACCUAUCUUAAAAUUAUUGUACAAGUUUGUAUCUUUCUACUAUAAGCUGAAGUCCUGCUAUAAUACAGAUUGUGUUUCAAUUGUUUUAAAA